Molecule: messenger RNA, 1790 nt
Organism: Motacilla alba alba
Lineage: Eukaryota; Metazoa; Chordata; Aves; Passeriformes; Motacillidae
Product: nodal homolog
Exons: 3
Coding region: 85-1275 (396 amino acids)
Biological process (GO): BMP signaling pathway; SMAD protein signal transduction
Cellular component (GO): extracellular region
Molecular function (GO): type I activin receptor binding; growth factor activity; cytokine activity
Source: RefSeq, a predicted model, not a curated record
GUCGGGGAGGGGGGUGCCGAGGCCUCCCGGGGCGGCGCUCGGGCCGCUGUACAAAUAGGGCGGCUGCGGGUGGCCCGGGCAGACAUGCGGGUCCCGCUCCGCUCCGUGCCCGCGCUGGCGCUCUGCGCCUUAGCCCCGCUCCUCCUGGGCUGCGCUCCGACCCGGGCGCUCACUUGGGCACCGACCGGAGCGUCCACCGGGGCACUCACCUGGGCACCGACCGCAGCGUCCACCCGGGCGCUCACCUGGGCACCGGCCCGCGCCCCGCCGCGCUGUCCCCCGCUGAUGCUGCAGCUGCUCCGCGCCCCUCCCGCCCCGCUCCGCGCCGCCGCCGCCGCCGCUCUCAGCCUCUCCCCACACGGCUCCCUGCAGAACGGCUCCCGCUGGGCGCUCUCCUUCGACAUGUCCUCGCUGUCCAGCAGCCAGGAGGUGAGUCUGGCUCAGCUCCGCGUCCGCCUGCCCGGCCUCUCCCGCGCCCACAACGUCUCCCUGGACAUCUUCCACAGCCAGCGGCGCAGGUGCCGGCCAGACGGGGGCUGCGCCCACCAGCUCUUCCUGGGCACCGUGGCUGGCAGCCCCUCUGCCACCCAGGCCUCCUGGAAAGUCUUUGAGGUCACCAACCUGCUGCGGGCCUGGCUGCACCAAGCCGUGCCCGCUGGGCAGCGGAGCCCCGGGGGAAGGGGGCAGUGGGAGGAGAGCGGCUGGGCCGCCCCGGCAGAGCCCGGCCGCGGGGAGCCAGCCCUGCCCCAGGACGUGGCGGACAGCGUCCUGCUGCUCGUCUUCUCCAAGGACAAGUCCCCAGGGGAGCACAGCCUCAUCAGGACGGCGGAGACCUCCAAGUACAUCAUGCGCGACAGCGGCUCGCAGGGCGCGGGGCCGCGCCGGCAGCGCAGGAACCGGGCGGAGAGGCAGCGCAUCAAAGCGAGCGGCGGCGCCGCGGCCGCCCCGCGGGAGCAGCGCGGGCCGCUGUGCAGGAGGGUGGACAUGGUGGUGGAUUUCGAGCGGACGGGCUGGGGCAGCUGGAUCGUGUACCCCAAGAAGUACAACGCCUACCGCUGCGAGGGGCUGUGCCCCUCGCCCGUGGACGAGACCUUCAAGCCCACCAACCACGCCUACAUCCAGAGUUUGCUGCAGCUCUACAAGCCCAACCAGGUGCCGUGUCCCGCCUGCUCCCCGGUGAAGAUGAGCCCCCUCUCCAUGCUCUACUACGAGAGGGGCGAGAUGGUCGUCCGCCACCACGAGGACAUGAUCGUCGAGGAGUGUGGCUGCAACUGAGGCGCCCCGUACCCGCCAGGAAGGCGCACGUCUGUGCCCAGAAGUGCCUCGAGGACCCAGGAGCACAGAGCAGGGCGUCUCGGAAGCCCUGCGGGCUGGCACAGCCCCGGCUGGACCCGGGGACGAGCGGGUGCCCGGCAGCUCUGCUGCACUGCACGGCCACAGUGCCCGGCUGGAUCCGGGCUCCAUGUGGAAAAGGCCACCGGCCACCUCCCUGUGGCACCAGGGGCAGCUCUGGGGCGGCGGUGUGCCGUGUUUACCAAGGAGCUGGAGGCUGCCGUGUGUGGGACAGAGGCAGGAGCUGAGUGCAGGACUGGCUGCCACGACACGGCUCAAUGCUGCUUUUCCCAGCCAUGGGAAUAACCAGGAGUCCCAGGUCCUCAGGACCCCGCAGCUCCAGUGUCAGGCCAUGCUGAGCAUACACACCACUGGGAUUCUCCAUCUCCCCUGGGGCUUAGGCGUUUCUGCUGAGAAUUCUAUUGUAUUUCUAUUAAAACUGUCACAUCUCUGUGACA